This is a messenger RNA of Tachyglossus aculeatus (Australian echidna), 3855 nucleotides long. It is a transcript of the gene PTPN9, whose product is annotated as protein tyrosine phosphatase non-receptor type 9. Bases 238 to 2049 code for a protein of 603 amino acids. Gene Ontology annotation, molecular function: protein tyrosine phosphatase activity. The transcript is spliced from 13 exons. The record is from RefSeq and is a predicted model, not a curated record. NCBI's taxonomy places the organism in Eukaryota, Metazoa, Chordata, Mammalia, Monotremata, Tachyglossidae. Gene Ontology annotation, biological process: protein dephosphorylation.
CAUGGGCUGCUGUUAAAUUAGGGGAAGAACAUCUGCCCCCCGCCGCCUGGGGCCGGGCAGGCCCAGCCUGGGAGCCGGGCAGAGCUCCCACACCCAACGAGAUUUUUUUUUCCUUUUUUUUUUCUUUCUCGAAUGUUGUUCCUGAGUUGGUUUUUGAAUCUGCGGUGAGAUCCCGUGUCCCUGUCCCCCCGGGGGUGCGGGGUUGUCCGUCCGUCCGUCCGGCCGGCCUCCCGUCCGAUGGAGCCCCGGCCGGCUUGGCGGGAGGGGCCGGACAUGGCGCCGGACCUCAGCCCGGACGAGGAGCAGGCCACCAAGCAGUUUCUGGAGGAGAUUAACAAGUGGACGGUGCAGUACAAUGUGUCUCCUCUUUCCUGGAACGUGGCUGUCAAGUUUCUCAUGGCCAGGAAGUUUGACGUGCUCCGUGCCAUCGAGCUGUUCCAUUCGUACCGGGAAACGCGACUGAGAGAGGGAAUCGUGAAGCUGAGACCUAAUGAAGACCCUCUGCGCUCCGAGCUGCUCAGUGGGAAGUUCACCAUCUUGAAUGUGCGGGAUCCUUCCGGAGCCUCCAUCGCGCUCUUCACUGCCAGGUUGCACCAUCCCAACAAGAGCAUCCAACACGUGGUGCUCCAGGCCCUGUUCUACAUACUGGACCGAGCAGUAGAGAGCUAUGAAACACAGAGAAAUGGGCUGGUGUUUAUCUAUGACAUGGGGGGUUCCCAUUAUACCAACUUUGAGCUGGACCUUAGCAAGAAAAUCCUCAACCUGCUAAAGGGAGCGUUCCCGGCCCGGCUGAAGAAGGUGCUGAUUGUGGGGGCCCCGAUGUGGUUCCGCGUGCCCUAUUCCAUCAUCAGCCUCCUCCUCAAAGAGAAGCUCCGGGAAAGGGUGCAGAUGGUGAAGACGAGUGAACUGCCUCAGCACCUGCCCCGGGAGUGUCUUCCCGAAGGCCUGGGUGGCUACUUGAAAAUGGAUCCCGUCAGCUGGAACUUCAGGUUCCUCCCCCAGGUGAACGGCCACCCGGACCCCCUUGACGAACUCAUCCUGGUCUCCCUGUCCUCAUCCUCCUUCUCCUCCUCGUGUGACCAAGCGUCGGUGCACGUCCCGAGCCCCCAGGCCCUGACGGUCCAGCAGCUGUUGGAACACAUGAACCUCAUGCAGAAGAGGGGGAUCUACGAGGAGUACGAGGACAUCCGCCGCAGCAGCCCCUCCGGAACCUUCAGCUGUUCCUUGUCUCCACAGAACCUGGAGAAGAACAGAUAUGGGGAUGUUCCCUGCCUGGACCAAACCCGAGUGAAGUUAUUGAAACAGCUUAACGGCUCGGAGAGCACUCAGUCAGACUACAUCAAUGCCAGCUACAUGGAUGGCUAUAAACAAAGGAAUGCGUACAUCGGCACCCAAGGCCCCUUGGAAAACACUUUCCGUGAUUUCUGGCUCAUGGUGUGGGAGCAGAACGUCCUGGUGAUCGUCAUGACCACACGGCUAGAGGAGGGCGGCCGGAGGAAGUGUGGCCAGUACUGGCCGUUAGAGAAAGACUCUCGGGUUAGAUACGGUGGCCUCAUUCUGACCAACCUGGGAGUGGAGUCCUUGAGUCAUUACAAGAAGACGGUGCUGGAAAUUCAUAACCCUGAGGACCGAGAGAGACGGCGCGUGACCCACUUCCAGUUCCUGAGCUGGCCCGAUUAUGGCGUCCCCUCGUCCGCAGCCUCUCUGAUCGACUUCUUGGGGUCAGUCAAGCAUCAGCAGAGGGUGGCUGUCAGCGCCUUGGGGCCGCGCAGCAGAGGUCACCCCGGAGGGCCACCGAUCGUGGUCCACUGCAGUGCGGGCAUUGGCAGGACAGGUACCUUCUGCUCGCUGGAUAUCUGCCUCUCACAGCUGGAGGACGUGGGCACGCUGAACGUGUACCAGACCGUGGUACGCAUGCGAACCCAGAGAGCGUUCAGCAUCCAGACCCCCGAGCAGUACUACUUCUGUUACACGGCCAUUAUCGAGUACGCGCAGAGGGAAGGCCUGCUGUCCCCUAACCACUCGCGGCCGGGCGUGGAGCGGCAGUGACCGGCCCCCGGAGCCCCUGUCCCCCGAGGCCAGGGACCGACUGACCACUGGCUCCCUUCCGCCCUCGCCUCCCCUCUAGGUAGCCGUCAGGAACGUGGAGGCAAACCCCCCGCGGCCCGAUCCCUUGGCUAGAUAGUAAUGACGCCGUCACCCCGAGUAGCCACCGGCUAACAGCUCGUGUCGUGUCUUAGCACCUGCUAUUGAACUGUGCCUUACGAAAACCAAACUGUGGCUACCCAUUUGCCAGGGGUCCCUAGAGGUAAGCGGGGGCCGAUUUCCCUCCCUCUCCACCCCACUCCCCGCCCCCCAGGCCUUUCCCAUCCUUCCUACGUGCCUUGGCCACGGUUUGAUGGGAAGGGGAGGAGAAACCACCUCCAGGAUCUCCUGAAACCUCAUCUUUGCCAGUGCCAAGAGAGUCUGAGAUUUAAGAAGGGCACGUGUGUUUCCGUCUCAUCUGCCAGUCGGUGUGCGUGUCUUCAGUGUGUGUGUGUGUGCGUGUGUGCGCGCGCCCGUGCGCGUGUGGGUUCGUAUGUAUGUGUGUAUAUAAUAUAUACUUUGUGUUCUUAUGUACGUAGUAUAUAAAUACAUGUAUACACACACUUCUUUCUAGCAGUUCAUGGAGCUAAAUGGCACGUCCCUGCGGCGAAAGCAGGCGGCGGCCAGUGAGGGGGCCUGCACGUGAUCUGGCGGGAGGCUUCUCCCGGCCCCCCCCCGGCGUGGCCCCUGGCCAGCCAGAGAACCCUCUAGAAAUGACACUAGAAGCUUAAGAACGGGCUCCAUCAGGACGGUACCGUGACCUAUGUAGGGGACCAAAUUGUCGGGGAGAAGGACACGGCCCCCACGCUUGCCGUUCACCCCUUCUUUCCCGGUGCAACCCACAGAUGGCCCAGAGGGGUGGUGGGGCGGGGAGCCCCCGUCCCGGUCCCGGCCGCUGCCCGUUCCCAGCGCCGAGGCCUGAUGGGCCUGGUGCAGCCUCGGUCGAAUAGGGCACGUCCGGCUCUCGCCGGACAAUUAGCUCCUUUGACUUCGCCGACCGGGGAGAUCCCCCCUUGUCCUCCCUUAAUAAGGAGUUGCGGACCGCCGCCGUGAUGCUGGGAACUCCCUCCCACCGCUGCCCUUGGGGCAGGCGGAGACCUCCCUCGGGAAGAGCCGGGGUCAAAGGCCGUCGGUACGAAGUAUUAGAAGUCGGGCGGAGGGAGGGUAACAGGUGCACAGGCCCCAGCAUCCCGGAGGAGAACCUUUGCCUGGGAGACUUGCUUCGUAGGGGCAAGAGCUGGAUUUUGUUUGGGUUGGAGGGCUCCCCUUCCAAGCCCCCCAGCCCCGUCCUGCCCACCCUAGUGUCCUGUCCCUACCAGCCAACCAAAAAUCUGGGCCGCCUCGGUGCCAAGGGGAAACGCCCAACUGGGAGAUGCCGAUUUCCACCCCGUCUCCGUCCCCUCGCCCCCUCCUCCCUGCUCCCCCUACCCUGGCCUCUGCUGCUCUGGCGGAGAACCCGGUGGGCCGGUUGAUGAAAGCAGGGUGCCCCAGUUGGCACUGAGUCCGGGAGACCACCGUUCACCCCCCCCACCCAUCCCUUCUCCCCCAUCCCAGAUGAUGAGGUUGGCAGCUGAUCGGACCUCAGUAAUUUUAUACUGUAAUAAGUAAGCUCUUUGAAUGUGUAUAUUCUUAUUUUUACAACCUUUUCAUUUUGUAUUUAACGUUAAUGGGUUGAGUCUGAUGCGGAGAAUAAUUGUAAAUGUUCAUAUUCAAUAUCUUAUGGCGAUACAGUUUUGUAUUUACAGAUAAAUAUACCUACCGAUGCUCAGA